Messenger RNA from Meyerozyma guilliermondii ATCC 6260, 954 nucleotides. RefSeq lists its product as uncharacterized. The record is from RefSeq and is a predicted model, not a curated record. Lineage: Eukaryota; Fungi; Ascomycota; Pichiomycetes; Serinales; Debaryomycetaceae. The coding region runs from base 1 to 954 and encodes 317 amino acids. The transcript has a single exon.
AUGGAGCAGAAUGUACUGUCUUUCUCUGGGACACUUUACCCACUUACACGAUUCAAUAUGGUUAAACUCUUCGAUCAAAAGCGGAACUGUUUCAAUACCGACGCCAAGUAUACAUGGUCUACCAUCGGGGUAAUUUGGGGGAUCUCGGGAUGGACGGACUUUUCCAUUGCUCAAAGGAAGGUGGAUAACUCUAGAAUGAACGUUUUGCGUAUUAUCGAUAGUCGGGGAGAUUUGCGUAUUGUCGAUAAUUGUGGAGAUUCGCAUAUUGUCGAUAGCUGGGGAGAUUUGCGGAUUUUCGAUAGCUGGCCGGCUUUGGACAUCAUGGUCAAUAGUUGGCGAGAUUUGCGUAUUUUUGAUAGCUGGGGAGAUUCGCGUAUCAUCGAUAAUUGUGGAAAUCUGCAUAUUUUCGAUAGCUGGCCGGCUUUGGGCACAAUGAUCAAUAGUUGGCGAGAUUUGCGUAUUGUCGAUAGCUGGGGAGAAUUGCGGAUUUUCGAUAGUUGGGGAGCUUUGCGUAUCACAGUCAAUAGCUUGCGGGCUUUGGGUAUUAUGGUCAAUAGCUGGUGGGGUAUCAUCAUCAAUAGCUUGUGGGCUUUGUGUACCAACUUCGAUUGGCGAGUUUUGCGUACUAUUUUUAAUUGGCAAGAUUUGCGUAGUUGGCAGGCUUUGCUUUUGAUUCAUCAUAGAUUUGAUUGUUUCAACAAGUUCUCUAUGAUUUUCUUCUUGGACUCUCAUAGUUUCUUCAUGAAUCCACAUAGUUUCUUCAUAGUACCUCUUAGUUUCUUCAUGGAUUCUCCUAGUUUCUUCUCGGUACUUCCUAAUUUCUUCGCAAAAAGCAUGAAUGCUUUUGCUCCUCUCUUCGUAUUCCGCCUCAAUCGUACCGUGUCUUCGACGUUUCCUUUUUUGAAUUGUAUCAUUAAUGUGAUCCGUCAUUUCCCUUAUCAAGAAAUUAAUUAA